Messenger RNA from Mycotypha africana, 606 nucleotides. RefSeq names its product ribosomal protein L17. Lineage: Eukaryota; Fungi; Mucoromycota; Mucoromycetes; Mucorales; Mycotyphaceae. Gene Ontology annotation, cellular component: mitochondrial large ribosomal subunit; ribosome. Gene Ontology annotation, molecular function: structural constituent of ribosome. The record is from RefSeq and is a predicted model, not a curated record. Gene Ontology annotation, biological process: translation. The transcript has 2 exons. The coding region runs from base 1 to 606 and encodes 201 amino acids.
AUGCAUCACGGCAAACAUUACCGACGUUUAAAUCGUACAUCAUCACACAGACAAGCUCUACUUCGUAACCUGGUCUCUUCACUUAUCGAACAUGGUCGAAUUGAAACAACCAUUGCCAAAGCUAAAACCAUUCAACCCAUUGCUGAAGCCAUGAUCACCCUAGGCAAAAAAGGAGAUGCCGAAGCCAAAAAGAAAGCUAUUGCCUUUUUAAAUUCAAGAGAUAUCACAUUGCCUAAAUUAUUCGAUGAAUAUGCAAAGCGUUUUGCCAAUAGACAAGGUGGUUAUACUCGCAUUCAGAGAAUCGGUAGCAGAACGGGCGAUAAAGCGCCUAUGGCUGUUAUUGAAUAUAUCGAUGGACCUACAGACCUUAAAAAGGAAACAGUGACCAAUGUCCUAGCACGAGCUUUUCGAGACCGCACUACAGCAACCGGAUCAUCAUCAUCAUCGAUACCGUCAGUAAAACAACUAUUGGAAAAUGAAAAGGCUAUAGAAGAAUUAGGCUUACCCAAAAAGGUGAUACGUGAUUUGAAAAAGGUCCAAUUUUCAAAUUCUGUAGCUAUCAUUGAUAAAGUGAUUCAGGAAAAGAUGGCCAACUUGAAAGUUUAA